Molecule: messenger RNA, 221 nt
Organism: Amoebophrya sp. A25
Lineage: Eukaryota; Dinophyceae; Syndiniales; Amoebophryaceae
Source: the annotation of a GenBank genome assembly
GUGGAAGCUUAUAUGAACAGGAUCUUGCAUCUCGUGCCGAGUCCUUACUUUGGAGGCAGGAAUGCAACCACAGGAGUUAUUUCUAGUAGGGACAACGUUGAAAGUAGUAUCAACGUCAAUGAUGUUGGAUCAGCACAGGGAGGUGGAGCUGCUCAACAGGCUCCAGACUUUCCUGAAGGAGGAGGACCUGGAGUAUCACCUCCUGAUGAACAUCACACUGC